AUGGACACGGCCUAUUCUACAAAUCAUAGCGUGGAACCAAUCAACUUCUUGGCAUACUCAAUCGCCACCCCGGCGUCCUCAUCCGCAGACGGUACGAACCCAUUAGCGGUUCGAUGUGAUGCUGAUUGUAACGGUCACGGUGAAUGCCUUUCUAGUGGGCGAUGUAAAUGUGCUCCAGGAUUUAUGGGAGAGGCUUGUGAAGAGUCUGUUUGCCCGGUAGUCUGCAGUGGUAACGGAGUGUUCUCUGGUGGCGCAUGUGUAUGCCGGACUGGAUUCAAAGGGAAGGAAUGCGAUGUUCAUGCUCAUUGGUGUGAAAUCCCAGACUGCAGCGGUCAUGGACGAUGUGGAGACGAGGGUGUAUGUCAGUGUGAGAAGGGUUGGACCGGAGAGGGCUGUGAAUUGCGAGCAUGUUCCCAUCCAACUUGUUCGGACCAUGGAGUAUGUGUGAAUGGCCAGUGCUACUGUGCUGACGGAUGGCGGGGAAAGGAAUGUGCUGAGCAAGUUAUGGAACCGACCGUAGCUACCGUACCUGCUACUGUAGUCGCUGCCUUGGUACCAAUGGUUGAAGUAUUGCCAUCUCCGAGUGAAAAACCUAGACAAAUCAGUCGAGAAUUAGAGAGGCAAAAGUUGCCGAAACCUAGUAAAAUGAUAUUGCAACCACCGAAAUGUAAUGACCAUGGUAAAUAUGUGGUUGAUACUUGCCGGUGCGAUCGUGGAUGGGAAGGGAAGGACUGUGAAAAAGAGGUGUGUCCACCAUGCGAACAUGGUCUGUGCAGGGGUGGCCUGUGUAUAUGUGAAGCUGGCUGGGUUGGCAAUCUUUGUGAUCACGCGGAUUGCGCCAUAGGUUGUCUGGAUCAUGGUAAGUGCAUGAAGAACGGCACAUGCUUGUGUGACAAGGGAUGGAACGGAGGAAAUUGUCAUAUAGAAGGUUGUCCAUUAUCGUGUUCUGGGCAUGGCGAAUGUCGUUGGGGGUUGUUACCAGGCGGAGACGGUGAUGGAUGGCGAUGCGAUUGCCAGCCGUCUUUCAUCGGUGACGAUUGCGCUGUUCCGGUGGAAACAGAUUGCCAGGAUGGGCUCGAUAAUGACAAUGAUGGCUUGAUUGACUGCGAUGAUCCGGAGUGCUGCUCGUCAACGGAAUGCUCACGAGAAGCUGUCUGUGCAGCUGUACCAACCCCUGUGGAUGUGUUGCUACGGCUACCAGCCGUUCAAAACGCCAACUUCUUCCAGCGCGUCUCGUUCAUCAUUCGAAACGACUCCGUGCAAAGUUACUCGGAUAAAUCGCAGUUUAAUGAGAGCAUGAUAUCGGUUAUUCGUGGUCGUGUCGUUUGGAAUGGAGGAGCGAAUGGUGACAGUAAAAGUACGGUAGCACUGCCAGGAGUGAGGGUGUCGGAUGCAGCGAAUCCCCUAUAUGGCUUCACCCUCACCAGGCUCGAUGGUGAAUUUGAUUUACUAGUCAACGGUGGCCGUACAGUGAACCUGCAGUUUUUGAGAAGUCCUUUUCAACGGCUCAAACGAAGCGUCUAUGUACCCCCAAAUGAGAUUGUCGUCGUCGAACCGAUCAAAAUGGCACGGGAACGACAACGCGAACUUAGUGCUCGUCCAGAGUGUUCCGUCGCUAAUCGAGUAUUGCCGGUACCUAUACUUCGCCCAGAGUGGGCCGUUUCUACAGAUGGAAUACCGUCUUCGUCGAUUGCACCAACAUUGUUGGUCGAUACACGAAGUAUCGUUCAGAGCCUUCCACUCCCCGGUUCAUCUCUACGCUUGGUUUACGACUCAUCAAGAGUAACAGCAUCGCAGUCUACGCUGGUCUUGGGGCUUCUGCCGAACAAUGUCGAUCCUGAUCUUCGUCUCGUCCAUGUGAUAGUGAAAAUAUCAGGAAGGACAUUUGAGAAGAGCCUAGCACCUCGUGAAAACUUGACGUACGUAUGGUCCUGGGACAAGUUGAACGUGUAUCGCCAAAGUGAUCAUGGAAUGAUCCCAGCCGACGUGAAAAUCGGGUAUGAAUAUCGAGGCUGUGGUCGACCGUCCGAGGUAUCAUGGAUCAGCCGUCGAGUGUUCAUGGAAGGCGCACGUGCACGUCGCCUUGAAGGCGGAGCUUGGAGUGUGGACAUUCACCAUCACUUGGAUGUCGUGAAUGGUGUACUGGAAAUGGGUAACGGUGGUCGACGAUUCAUAGCAAACUCAGUGCCCAUGGUAGAGUUAUUCGCUGGAUCCGGCAAGCGUCGCCAGCUCGAAUGUCAGAAUUGUAACGGUCCUGUAGCGGAGGCCGACCUCUUUCGUCCAUCGGCACUGGCACACGGCUUGGAUGGGUGUGUUUUCAUUGGUGACCAUAACCAUGUAAGACGUGUUGGCCCUGAUGGGCAAAUCACCACUGUAUUGUCGUUGAGUCUUCCUGACACUUCGUAUCCUUACUACUUGGCUGUCAGUCCAGUAGAUGGAUUUCUGGUAAUCUCUCUUCCUCUUCACAAACAGAUCUGGAGAGUUGUCAGUCAUUUUCCGCUGGAUCCAACUGCAAAUCAUGAGGUAUUGGCUGGAGAUGGAACGGCAUGUCCUGCAGCAGCCGAUUCAUGCGGUGAUGGUGGACCAGCCACUGAUGCACAGUUGUUCUUCCCAAAGGGCCUUUCUUUCGAUGCGCAAGGGAACUUGUAUGUGACCGACGGGCGUCGCUUACGUGUUAUCGACAUACAUGGUAGCAUACGCUCCCUCGGAGACACUUCAUUCGAUCGUGCACCAUCCUGUGACCGCGCGGUGUUCCCUCUGGCACGAUUACAGGUGAAUAAUUUUAUUCAUAAUUAUAAUAUGCGUGUGGGUAGGUAG
Messenger RNA from Haemonchus placei, 2817 nucleotides. NCBI's taxonomy places the organism in Eukaryota, Metazoa, Nematoda, Chromadorea, Rhabditida, Trichostrongylidae. The record is from the annotation of a GenBank genome assembly.